Messenger RNA from Sebastes umbrosus (honeycomb rockfish), 1775 nucleotides. It is a transcript of the gene lnp1, whose product is annotated as leukemia NUP98 fusion partner 1. Bases 260 to 958 code for a protein of 232 amino acids. NCBI's taxonomy places the organism in Eukaryota, Metazoa, Chordata, Actinopteri, Perciformes, Sebastidae. The transcript is spliced from 4 exons. The record is from RefSeq and is a predicted model, not a curated record.
UCCCUGCUGUUGGUCCCCAUCACUACUUUCUACCAGACACGUUAAAUAGAUUAUAGAGGAUUCACUUAUUUAAAGACUCCAACAGAAAACCGUUUAUUUAGGAUCAUCCAAGAAUAACACCAGUACAGCAGCAGAGGCUCCAGAGGGAUCUCAGUGAAGUUAACUUUGUGGGACAGAGUUGUGUAGUCAGUCAGAGGCCUCCGGGUCAGUCUUUACUCCGUCCACCACCCAGCUGGGACUUUUCAUCUGAGGCUUCAUCAUGGCUCUCAGGCUCCUGCCUGCUUUCAAUACGGACAACGAUGAUGACGACGAUGGAAACUUCACUAAAUGGAUGAGUAGUUACUGGGGUCACGGAGCAGAAGGGGGACACUCCAGAGACAGGAAACGCAGCUUCAGAAGACCUGCGAGAUCACAAGGAGACCGGAGAGCAUCACUACCGACUGUGUCACAACUAGACGCCAUGCAUCUGAACCGGCUCCACGCCGCCACGAUGGCUCCCAGCCCGAGCCACAUCAAGACCAGAGAGGAGAAGGGCGACGUCCUCAGGCCCCACCAGAGAGCUCGCCGCGCCUCCUCGGACGAGAACUGCCGCUCCAAGUCGGCCAUCCCGGAGAACCGCAUCAGCACCAUCCCGGAGCUCGCAGAGUCCUUCGAGAAGAGACUCAUCCUCCGCGAUAAGAAGCGGACCAUGUCUGUGAGUGAAAACGACAAGUUGUGUCUGAUCUGUCAUGAGGACAUGAGGAAGAACGGAGGAGGUGUUCAGGAGCUGCGCUGUGCACACCGCUUCCACAAAGAGGCGGCUCGGAGGUCAGACCAGUGUCGACCUCCUCACGGCGAAGAAGCAGCCGGUCAGGUGAGGAGACUCUCGGACGAGAGGAGGAAGUCUGCAGACGGACCGAUCUCCAUGGAGGAGCAGCACUCACUCCGCCGUCAGCUUUCCCUGCGGAGACAUCGCUGAUAUCAGUCUGAGGACGGAGGACGAGGUGGAGCCAAACAUCAGGGAUGUCUCCUGAACUUUUACUACGAUGGUGUGACGUUCAAGUGAAACUCAGGGCCUCGACUGUCUGACCUGUAAAGUCCUGUGGGCCCCGCCGUCUGCUUUGGAGUGAUUAAUAAAUCAUAAACAUGUAAAAACAUUAUAAAAAACUGAAUUUUCCCAAAAAUGUUCUUUUGUAAUUGUUGAAAAUUCUUAUUAGAAAAAACCUGAGUAUGAAUAUUUGAUGAAGGAAUUACCAGAUCUUGAAGUUUCCUGCUUGUAUUAGCUUUUAUUUACCUGCUGCCAUAUUGAAAUAUAUGCUACUUUAACACUGUCGAAGAAUAUGUGCCUCUUUUAUAAAUGCUUCAUAGUAUUAUAGAAAGCAUGUCAAGUUGUUCACAGGUCACGAUUAUGUUCAGACAGACAAACGAUUAUCACACAAGGAGAAUAUUGUCAGUUUACCACAUUUAAAACAUCUUUCAAUAUUGUUAAAAGUACAAAAUACAAAAACAAUAUUUAAUAUGGUACAUACAGUAAAUCUAAUUAAUUUGUCUCAGUUGAUGUGAUUUUUAUUUCUAUUUACUGUUUCCAGUAACGACUUCGGUAAUUUUGAUUUCAUGCAAAAUUGCUUUUAAUGACGUUCAAAAUGAUGUGUUUCUGUGUUUAAUCAUAACUUCAGUGUUUGUGUUUUUCGUUGUAACAGACAAGAAAAAAGUAAAAUAAAUAACCAAGGAAAUAAAUUGUCAAGUUGAAAUGUUUCUACUUUGGAUUUAUCUACUUUAUAACUUUUUAAGCAAAU